AUGUCCGGCUUCGAGGUGGCAGGCGUCGUCUUGGGAACCAUUCCCUUGGUCAUCUCGGCACUUGAGCACUACAAGCAGGGCAUCUCAACGAUACGGACUUGGCGCAACUACAACCGAGAGCUCCGCAUCCUGAUCCUGAGUCUAGAAACCGAGCGGGUUAGAUUUCAGGAUGUUUGCGAAAAGCUUCUUGUUGGGCUGGUUUCGCCAUGCCAGAUCGAAUCCAUGGUCGAGGAUCCGUUUGGUCCAGCUUGGCACGAAGACGUAAUCCAAGCCAAGAUCAAGGCUAGGCUUUGGAGGUCCUUCAGCAUUUUUGAGGACAUUGUCAAAGAUAUGGAAGAAGCAACUAAGGAAAUGAUGAAAAAACUCGACCUUCAACCGGAUGGCAAGAUAAAAUGGCAAGAAGCCACUUUUGUCAUAAGAGAGUUCAAGCGUGCUUCGUUCGUUCUGAAGAGAUCGGACCAUGCAGAACAGAUGACGACGAUCAAGGAUGGAAUCACAAGUCUGGAGUCACUGAUUGACCGCAACAUCAAGAUGGAACCAGAGAGAAAAUUGAGAUCUCAAGGGCGACUCAUGAGAAUUGUCCGGGAGAUAUCGGGCAGCGUAUAUCGUGCACUACGGUCGAGCUUCCAGUGCAGCUGUGCACACGAGGUCCAUCUUGGUCUGGCCUCACGUUCAGUCGAGCUUGCGCAGAAGGAUGAAGAUGAGGAUGUCAUACAGAAACUCGCUUUUCGAUUGGCUUUGACUUACGACAAGACUGAAAAGGAAGCAAACGGCGAGAAGGACCAUAUAGGGAAGAGCAAGAGCGUCAGCUUCACCAUGUCUCACUCAGCAACUGCCACUGCCACUGCAACUUGCGUUGGACAGACUUCGACAAUGGUAGUACAGCAGUCCUUUUCGUCUUUGAGCAUCAGCUCUUCAAAUUCGGGGUUACAUGAUCAUAUCAACCUCUGCGAACGCAUUCGUCGGAGUCAGAAGCAGCUCGCUUUCGAUUGCUAUGGGCUGAUCAGAGAUCGCCGUGGUCAGAUGUGCCGGGAAUUCGGCGUCUACCCAACAUUUGGCUCAGACCGCGAUCAGUGGUCCAUAAUUCCACUGAGAGAGGUCCUGGAAAGCCCGCUGAAGUUCCCACACAUGCCGGUGUCGGCGAAGCUGCAUCUGGCAGCCAUGAUAGCCUCCAGCUUUCUUCAACUACACCAAACGCCAUGGCUUCCAGAUAUCCUGACAAGCCGCGAUAUUUUGUUCUUGAAGAGAGGGGAGGAGCUUCAAUACGAGCAUGCUUUCGUGAUGAAAGGACUCCACGAAAGGCUAGAAGACAAACAGAAAGGGAACAACUCGGCACCAAGCAGUCGCUGUCCUCCUCUGCUCGCGCUCGGGAUCUUGCUGCUGGAGCUGAACCUGGGACGCACAAUUGAGUCGCUUCGAAUCCAGUACGAGACACCUCCACCUGGGGCUCCCAGGUUAAUGUACGAUUCCAUGACGGCGCAGAGGCUGCUGCAGGAGAGGCAGAUGGAUAGCCUCAAUUACAAGAGCGCCGUGCAGCGAUGCAUCGGGGGAGAAUUCGCGCGGCCGAAGCUCGACUUGAAUGAUGAGGACUUUCGGCAAGAGAUAUACGAAAAAGUUGUAGCAUUGUUGGAGACGGAUUUGAAGAACGCGACGUGGUCUUACGACGUAGGCAUUUAA
Molecule: messenger RNA, 1677 nt
Organism: Colletotrichum gloeosporioides
Lineage: Eukaryota; Fungi; Ascomycota; Sordariomycetes; Glomerellales; Glomerellaceae
Exons: 3
Coding region: 1-1677 (558 amino acids)
Source: RefSeq, a predicted model, not a curated record